GGCUGGUUCCAGGCGGAAGUCGGGAGGUUCGAUGGUCCGAAGACGCCAGCUUGUGACGGGGAGGGGGAGAAGGAAGGUUUCCGUAAGGGGUGCCUUUCGGGUCCUUCGCUCCCAGAGACCCUCGGAAAAAGCCCGCCAUACCGACCCUGCGGCUAGCCCCUCCCCCAGGCUCUCUCCGCUCGAUUUCGCACCGUUAUGUGGGAAGCGAAUCCGCUUCUGAGUCCUAGAAAAAUCACUGACCAUGAAGCAGGAAUGCAACAUCUGAAAGCGAGAUCCAACUGUGUAGCCCAGGCUGGCUCCAAGCUAAUCCUCCUACGUCUGGUAUCCCCAAUGCUGAAAUCACAGUGAAAUGGCCAAAUGGUGUGAGCAGUGCUGGACGAGGAAAGCAGAAGUGUGGACUAGUUAACGGAACAGUUGAUCUUACAUUCUAAGUCAUCAUCUUUAUUAUCUGGUUAAAACACAUAAGAUGUUUCACAAGACAGAGGAAUUCUUUCCCAAGAAGACGGAGAGUGAUGUGGAUGACAUGGACACAUCAGACACACAGUGGGGCUGGUUCUACCUGGCGGAAUGUGGGAAGUGGCACAUGUUUCAGCCGGAUACCAACAUUCAAUGUUCAGUUAGCAGUGAAGAUAUCGAAAACAGCUUCAAAACAAACCCUUGUGGCUCCAUUUCCUUUACCACUUCCAAAUUCAGCUACAAGAUAGACUUUGCAGAAAUGAAGCAGAUGAAUCUCGUCACUGGAAAACAGCGCCUAAUAAAAAGGGCCCCUUUCUCCAUCAGUGCCUUCAGUUACAUCUGUGAAAAUGAGGCCAUCCCCAUGCCAGCACACUGGGAGAACGUGAACACUGAAGUGCCCUACCAGCUGAUUUCCCUGCAGAACCAAACACAUGAGUACAAUGAAGUUGCCAGUCUUUUUGGGAAAACAAUGGAUCGGAACCGAAUUAAAAGGAUCCAAAGGAUUCAAAACUUAGACCUAUGGGAGUUCUUUUGCAGGAAAAAGGCUCAGCUCAAGAAAAAGCGAGGUGUCCCUCAGAUCAACGAGCAGAUGCUGUUUCACGGCACCAGCAGUGAAUUCGUGGAAGCCAUCUGCAUUCACAACUUUGAUUGGAGAAUCAAUGGUGUGCAUGGUGCUGUCUUUGGAAAAGGAACCUAUUUCGCGCGAGAUGCUGCAUAUUCCAGUCGUUUCUGCAAAGAUGAUAUCAAGCACGGGAACACAUUCCAGAUUCAUGGGGUCAGCUUGCAGCAGCGGCAUCUGUUCAGAACCUAUAAAUCCAUGUUUCUUGCUCGAGUGCUAAUUGGGGAUUACAUAAACGGAGACUCCAAAUACAUGAGACCUCCUUCCAAAGACGGGAGCUAUGUGAAUUUGUAUGACAGCUGUGUGGAUGACACCUGGAACCCAAAGAUCUUUGUGGUUUUUGAUGCCAACCAGAUCUACCCUGAGUACUUGAUAGACUUUCACUGACCCCACCUCCCCAGGCUCAGUAGUGAAAGCUUUGCUCUCUCAUUGCAGGAGGAUUUGGCCCCCUAUCUUCUAGCCGCUAAUAUAAAUAUUGGAUACUUUUGAAACAGAUGCCGAAAAGAAUGCGGCCUCAAUGUAUAAAGAAGUACUGGCUGUGAGGUUGGUUGUAUGUUUUCCUGUUUCUGUCUGUCACAGUUUUGUUAAAGACCGAUGCUGUUGCCAUUUUAACAUAUGGGAA
Messenger RNA from Acomys russatus (golden spiny mouse), 1697 nucleotides. RefSeq names its product poly(ADP-ribose) polymerase family member 11 (gene Parp11). The coding region runs from base 467 to 1462 and encodes 331 amino acids. Gene Ontology annotation, molecular function: NAD+ poly-ADP-ribosyltransferase activity. NCBI's taxonomy places the organism in Eukaryota, Metazoa, Chordata, Mammalia, Rodentia, Muridae. The transcript is spliced from 10 exons. The record is from RefSeq and is a predicted model, not a curated record.